AUGCAGCUGCUCUUGGAGUGUUCGAGAGGAAAAAUUCUUCGUAAAAUCUUUGGUCCAAUCUGCGUGGACGAUGUUUAUCGCAUCAGAUAUAACCACGAGUUGUAUGAGCUGUACGGUGAUGUUGACGUGGACAGUCGAGUGAAAUCUCAAAGACUUCGCCGGCUGGGCCACGUUGCCCGCAUGGAUGAAGACGCUCCGGCUCGAAAGGUGUUUGAUGCGGUGAUUGUUGGGACACGAAAGAGAGGACGACCACGAACGCGUUGGCAAGACCAGGUGAUGGAAAACCUGUCCACACUUGGGUGUUACCAACUGGCGAAGGCGCGCUCAGGACAGAGACGCGUGGAGGCACAUUGCGCUUCAGGCUGA
This is a messenger RNA of Drosophila nasuta, 366 nucleotides long. RefSeq lists its product as uncharacterized. The record is from RefSeq and is a predicted model, not a curated record. NCBI's taxonomy places the organism in Eukaryota, Metazoa, Arthropoda, Insecta, Diptera, Drosophilidae. The coding region runs from base 1 to 366 and encodes 121 amino acids. The transcript has a single exon.